Molecule: messenger RNA, 673 nt
Organism: Sinocyclocheilus grahami
Lineage: Eukaryota; Metazoa; Chordata; Actinopteri; Cypriniformes; Cyprinidae
Exons: 6
Coding region: 1-651 (216 amino acids)
Source: RefSeq, a predicted model, not a curated record
AUGGACAGUGUCUUUGGUGAUACUGAUGAAGUGAAGUCAAUGUCAGUGAUGGAGGGACAAUCUGUCACUCUUCUUAAUGAUGUUGCUGAACUACAGAAAGAUGAUGAGCUUGAGUGGAGAUUUAAUAGCACUCGCAUAGCUAAAGCAAAAAUUCCUGAAUAUGAAAAUGAUGGGAGAUUCAGAGACAGACUGAAGCUGGAUCAUCAGACUGGAUCUCUGACCAUCACAAACACCAGAACCACAGACUCUGGAGAUUAUAAACUAAGCAUCAUUGCUGGGAAUAAGGAGAUAACCAAGAGAUUCAAUGUUACUGUUCAUGUUCGUCCGUCCACUCCUACCAUCACUCCACAAAAUCCUUCAUCUGAAAGUGCUGCAGUUGUUACAGCAUCAGGCCCACAAACUGCUUCUCAUUCUCCAGACUCUCUGAUUGUGCUGAUCUCUGCUGCUACUGCUGCUGCUGGAUUUCUGUUGAUUGGAGCAGCAGUUGUGAUCUUCUGGAUCUGCAGGAAAAAAAGUAGAGCAGAAAAAGAGGAUCAGACCCGUGGAGAAGAAAUAGCAUACGCUGAUCCAACAUUCUACAAAAGAAAUGCACAAAAAGUGGAAUCUGAAAUGACGGAAGUGAUUUACACAUGUUUCUCCACAGAACAAUGAUCAAACUCUCUUUCAAUCUGUU